AUGGAGAACUCGUCUAAUGCUGUAGUAUUUUAUCUCAAUGGAUUAAAUGACACCAGAUCACAUAAAUAUGUCUUUUUUUUCUUCACUCUACUUUUUUAUCUGCUGAUUAUUUUAUUCAAUCAGACAGUGAUUAUUACAAUACUUCUGGAAAAAUCCCUCCAUGAGCCCAUGUAUAUCUUUAUCUGUAACUUGAAUUUCAACACAUUGUAUGGAACUGCUGGUUUCUAUCCUAAACUCUUGGCUGACUUUCUCUCUGACACCCAUGUCAUCUCAUACACUGGAUGUUUGAUUCAAGCCUUUGUCAUCUACUCUUCUCUUAUGUGUGAAUUCACCAGUUUAACAGUGAUGGCCUACGACAGGUAUGUGGCGAUAUGCAAACCCUUAGAUUAUCAUUCUAUCAUGAGUGCUCUGACUGCUGGAAAAAUUGUUUUGAUUUUGUGGAUUCUUAUGUUCUUUGAAGCAAUAAUUCCAAUUUUAUUAACAGUCAGACUGCCUCUCUGUGGGUCUCACAUUGACAAACUCUAUUGUGACAAUUGGUCAAUUGUAAAGCUGUCCUGUAUAGACACAGCUCUUAACAAUAUAUAUGGAUAUGUUUUAAUAAUCGCUCAUAUUUUACAAGCUUUGUUUAUUUUAUAUUCUUACUUUGAGAUUAUCAGAGAGUGUUUAAAGUCCAGUGAAGGAAGGAUUAAAUUUAUACAGACCUGUUUGCCCCAUUUAAUAGCAUUAAUGAGCUUCACUAUCACCACAAUAUUUGAUGUAAUGUAUUCUCGAUAUGGCUCCAGGAACACACCACAGACUAUUCGCAAUAUCAUGGCAGUAGUGUUUCUAGUCAUUCCUCCCCUUUUAAACCCCCUUGUAUAUGGAUUGAAUCUCACUCAGAUUCGUAUAAAAAUUUUGAUGAUGUGUAACAGAAAAAUAAACUCAGGAAAGUCCAGUCUGGAAGAAAAGGAGCAUGAGGCCGACUGCAAAAUAAACUCAACCUGUCCCAGUGGAGACACAUGGCGGGACAGAAAAAAAGAAGAGAAAGAAAAUAGAAACAGGAACCCGUUCUCCACAGUCCCCUCUGGAAGGUCCUCCCCUUGCGGGGGUCUGCUCAUCCCUCCGGGGAGGUCUUCAGUGUGUCUUAAAGGCCCCCACAGCUGCGGCUCAUGGUUCAUCAGCCGGGACAGCUGUGGUUACUAA
Lepisosteus oculatus (spotted gar) is the source of this 1182-nucleotide messenger RNA. RefSeq names its product olfactory receptor 4B13-like. The record is from RefSeq and is a predicted model, not a curated record. Gene Ontology annotation, biological process: detection of chemical stimulus involved in sensory perception of smell; G protein-coupled receptor signaling pathway. Gene Ontology annotation, molecular function: olfactory receptor activity; odorant binding; G protein-coupled receptor activity. NCBI's taxonomy places the organism in Eukaryota, Metazoa, Chordata, Actinopteri, Semionotiformes, Lepisosteidae. Gene Ontology annotation, cellular component: membrane.